CUGCAUCAAGCACCACUGCGAAUGCAUGUACCGCCCGUCCGUGCGGCACCUGCGUGGCCGGCAAAGGGAAAUCUCCGAGGGCUCGCCCUCAGCGCCCAAGAAGCCCAAAUCCAUGGCAUCGCCAUUAGCCAGCUCCGCGGCCCUGCCAAAGCUGCCCGGGUAUGUCCCUAGCAACGUCAUCAAGUCUGCACCGAUCGUCGACACAUUGUCCAGAUCGCAGCUGAUGCAGCCGCUGCUGUCAGAGCCUGCCCGGUCUGUUUCCGUGUUCGCCCAGCUGCCAGUCACCCAGACCAUGGACGCCAAGCGCUCCUUCGACACCAUGCUGGACCUCAACAGCUACGGCUCCAUUGCACGGACGAUCUCGCCGUUCUCGCUCAGCGACUCCAGCGACCCCCAGGCCGCGGGCAGCAAUAGAUGGCGGACAUUGCCGCCGCUAUCAGGAGCCAGCAUGCCGCCAGUCCCCUCGAAUGCAGAGAGUUCAAGCGAGAGUGCGCUGAGCAUCCACGACAUCUUGGACGCUGCCAAUGGGCUGGGUGAUCGCGCAACCGGACCGCAGCAGCUCAUUCGCCGGCACGGGAGUCCGUCAUUCCAAGGCGUCGACCCCAAACAGCUGGAAGCCGCCCUGCCCAUGCCCAUUCCCGACACCCUGGACAACAUCCUGAAGGCAUAUUUCAAGUACCAGUUUCCGAGCGCCGGCAUUGUCCUCGAGGAGUUUUUCUGGUACCGGUACCGCCGCAACAUGCUCACGCCGCUGAUUAUCUACGCCAUGCUGGCCAUUGCCGCCUGGAACUUGGCGUCGGAGGACAAAUGCGAAAAGUACGGCAACAUGCACGAGAUGUUUUACAGACAGGCGAAGCAGUUCGUAGAGGACGCCAUGGACGAAGCCCAUCUGCGCAGUGUCCAGGGGCUGCUUGUCUUGGCCAACUACGAGACAUUGGUUGGACGCUGGGGCAGCAUGUGGAACCACACGACCAUGGCGCGCAGGCUCGCAGAGGGCGACUUCCCUUGGCCAGGCGUGCAGCACAGCGAAUUCGACUUUGAGUUCCAGCGCGUGCAGCGCGCGUACUGGCACUCUCUCAUCAACGACAUCUGGUCAUCUGUCCUGAUGGACAAGCAAAUUGGCGGCAUCCUGAUUCGCCUGCCGGAGCCGCCCUCCUACGACUUCACGUACCGCAAUGUCAGGCUCCUGCACAGCGACGAGGCUCCAGGGUACCGCGUUGCAAUGGGUCCUGACGCGCUGACAGACCCGCGGUGGGGAAACACGGCAGCCCUUGGCGAGCUGUUUCUGCUGGUUGGCGAAGUGAACAACAAGGCGCCCUCGUUUAAAUCCUUCAUUGACUUUGAGAUGCGCUUGACGAGCUGGUAUUUGAAGCUGCCGCAGAACGUGCGGCUUGACGACUCGACGAUUGCCAGAUUCACAGCAACGGCACAGCGUGCAGAUCUCGGCGAGAUCAUCUCGACGCACAUGAUGUGGAACUUUGCGCGCCUAAUGCUGAUGAAAAUGGGGCUGGCGUUCUAUAAUACGGACUCGCGCGCGCUGCAGUUCUACCAGUCGUCGAUGCCCAUUUUGACGCCGGAUCGCGCCGCUUCAUACGACGAGUGGCUGUUCCAUUUUUGCCGCUGCAUGAGUCUGCAGUCGGUGCAGAAUAUCGUCAAUCUUUUGCGACUUGGCGAGACACACGGUGUGCACCCAGGCCACUUUGGCGCGAGUAUCAAUCUGCCCAUGGUCCAUGUUGUCUCUGUAAGCCUCGGACUAGUGCACUCGCCUGAUCCGCAGGUUGUACGCAUUGCUGUCGAGCACCUGACGACCGUCAUCCGCACCCUGCUUCGGCUUAAGCACUGGUUCAACACGGCACAUCUGCUGCUGCAUCUGUUCCUGGCGAUGCAGGACCCCCAGCUUGUUUUGCCCCGCUGCUCAUACACGUCUGCAGAAGACACCCAGAUUCGCGAUGCCACUGAUACAAUCCGUGUAUACAAGGCCAUCGAGGUUACUUGCCCGUUCCCGCCCUCGCACCUGAUAACUGAGCUCAUGCGCCGCCUCAACAUAACAUUCGAGGAAUUUGUCAAGGAAACCAUCCGCGCGGUCCGUGUGUCAUCGCCUACAAAGAGCCGCAUUGACCCGUGCAUCUCCCCACUGCUGCGGCAUCUUCCAGAAGCCUCGCACCUGGCCAUGAUCGGCCAGGACCAGGAGCCCGAGUGGUUCAGGUAUGCCCCUUCGUAUUUACGAUCCGCAUGGAAGCGACUAGGGCGCACAUACACAAACGGUGCAAAGAGAGAAGGCGAGUCCUCUGCAUCGUCAACGCAUGGUACAAAUAGCAGGAAAGAAAAGACGCAGCAGGAGAUGAGCGCUAGCGACUCUACUACGGUUGGUUCAACAACGCUGGGAAACGGGUCGUCGAGCCACAGCUCGGAACCACCGCAGUCGUCGACCACAUCGUAGACCGGCUUUUCAACUCUAAUGUCUGACGGGCCUUUAGCAAUUAGUUGCACAUCAAUUGUACAGUUUGUCCUCUUCGCCAUUCAAUGUCGUAUUACAUAAUCUGCUGUCUA
Linderina pennispora is the source of this 2550-nucleotide messenger RNA. RefSeq lists its product as uncharacterized. Lineage: Eukaryota; Fungi; Kickxellomycota; Kickxellomycetes; Kickxellales; Kickxellaceae. The coding region runs from base 113 to 2440 and encodes 775 amino acids. Gene Ontology annotation, biological process: DNA-templated transcription. Gene Ontology annotation, molecular function: DNA binding; zinc ion binding. The record is from RefSeq and is a predicted model, not a curated record. The transcript is spliced from 6 exons.